Messenger RNA from Neurospora tetraspora, 856 nucleotides. RefSeq lists its product as uncharacterized. The transcript has 2 exons. The coding region runs from base 165 to 821 and encodes 218 amino acids. Lineage: Eukaryota; Fungi; Ascomycota; Sordariomycetes; Sordariales; Sordariaceae. The record is from RefSeq and is a predicted model, not a curated record.
UUCCCACUCAAUAUUUCACAUACACAACAUCCUAGUACGAUACUCUCAUCAUAUACACUGACUGACAGACAACAAACCCCCCAACAGACGGCCGGCCUUCAGACAAGAUUAGCUUCCCAAUCAAUCCACAGGACAAGUAAAGUAAAGUGACAGAAUUAUUAUAGAUGUGUAGAAACCCCCACUCAACCACCUUGACAGUCGAUUACACCCAUCCCUUCGUUCCCCGCACCAACCAUUUUUCAUCCCUCAGAUACCUCAUAACUCAGAUAAACCCCUUCGUCAGACUCGGCGCCCUAGUAAUGCUGCUCUUCCUCUUCGGAAUCUCAAUCACCCCAUCCAUAUUAUCAUUCGUAAACGUCCUCUUGCCCCUGAUGCUUCCAUACACGCUUCCCGCCACGCUGCUGCCCGCGCCGCCGCCGCCGCCGCCCAUAGCGGAGCCCUUCUCCAUCCUCAGGUUCUUCCACCCUUCGAGUUCGCGCUCCAGCCUCAGUGCCUUUUCUUUUUCCUCGCGCAGCUCGCGCUCGGCGCGGCGGGCCGACAGCUCGUUGGCGGAUUCCGACGAUUGCAGCUCGUCGAUGGUCUUGAGCAGCUUGUCGACCUUGUCGCGCAUGCGCCCCACGUCUUCUUGGAGUUGCGUGUUCUGCUUGUCCUUGCGGUCGAUCUGGGACUGCAGGUCUUUAACGAUGCGGUCGACGUUGCGGACGGAACGCUGGGAUUUGCUGCGCUCGGUUUCUUGCUCUUCGAGCUGGGAUUCAAGCUGGCGAGACGGGUUAGCUCUUGAUCUCUUGAAAGUGAUAACUUCGAAUAACUUACCUCCUUGAUCCGGCUGUGCAGGAACUUAAUAUCAUGGCUGGCA